ACAGUCGUACCAACAUUGAAAAAAGUCCACCAUCUUUGGGCAGCUGAUAUUUGUGUUAUUGAAAGAUUUCUGCAAAAUAAAGGCACCAGUGACCCAAAAUGGGCGCAUCAUUCGUUCCCAUCACCGUUUUCACGGUUCUCUGGGGUGUGGUGGGUAUCGUUUGCCCGUUUUUCGCUCCAAAAGGACCUAACAGAGGGAUCAUCCAGGUGGUGUUAAUGUUAACAGCAGCUACUUGCUGGUUGUUCUGGCUGUGUGCGUACAUGGCGCAGAUGAACCCUCUCAUCGGCCCCAGAUUGAACAACGAGACCCUCAUAUGGAUAGCUCGCUCAUGGGGCAACGCCUACACCAAGUAAGUGACAUGAGAAACAGCCA
Messenger RNA from Colias croceus (clouded yellow), 372 nucleotides. Its product is annotated as V-type proton ATPase subunit e 2-like. Gene Ontology annotation, molecular function: proton-transporting ATPase activity, rotational mechanism. Gene Ontology annotation, cellular component: proton-transporting V-type ATPase, V0 domain; plasma membrane proton-transporting V-type ATPase complex. The record is from RefSeq and is a predicted model, not a curated record. Lineage: Eukaryota; Metazoa; Arthropoda; Insecta; Lepidoptera; Pieridae. Gene Ontology annotation, biological process: proton transmembrane transport. The transcript is spliced from 4 exons. Bases 99 to 353 code for a protein of 84 amino acids.